Messenger RNA from Symbiodinium sp. CCMP2592, 1311 nucleotides. The record is from the annotation of a GenBank genome assembly. NCBI's taxonomy places the organism in Eukaryota, Dinophyceae, Suessiales, Symbiodiniaceae.
AUGACGACGGGGAGCCUCAAGCAGACACGGAAGAGGAAAAAAGUCUUGAUUGCAAGAAAGAGGAGAAAGAAACCCCAGCCUGCCGCGGUACAGCCGCUUUGUGUUUCUGAGCCAGUUGCCGGGACCAGUCAGAAGCGGAAGCUUUCCGCCAAAUCGGCGACGGCUCGCCGCAAAGGCAACCUUGAGCUUGCCGGAUCCAAGGUUGUGACACGAAGAAAAAAGAUCCUCCAGGCCAGUGGCUCUAAGAAGCGAGCGCGCAAAGAAAGCCACAGUGGUGGCAAGAGGAAGAAGUGCAAGGCAAAGGCGACGGCAUCGCCGAAGGACGCCUGUAGCCAACAAGAGCAGCCUCCGGGUCAAGAAGCCUCCGCCGCACAGAGGGACAAGGGAGAUGAGCAGUGCGAGGCCGACCCCUCCGAUGUUCCCAAGAAGUGUACACUUGGGGAUACUGAGAAGUCAAAAAAGAGGAAAGCAAAAUCAAAGGGGGCUCAGGCACCGAUGAAAAGCACUGGCGGCGACGAAGCCGCUGCAGGCGCCGACGAGCAGAAGAUGGCUACUGAGCAGAAGAAGGAUUCGGACGUAAAGACAGGCCCAGGCAGUCAUUCGGACGACAGUGCCCAGUGUUUGAAGAUUUGUGCUGCCAACCUUCCCUGGUGGUUUGAUAAAGCCCGGAUUGAACGGCAUUUCCGCAGGAUGGGGGAUGUCGCACAUGUUUGGCUUCUGUAUGACAAGUGGGGUGAAUCCCGCGGCGUGGCGUUCAUCACGUUUUCUGACAAGGCAUCCGUGAAGGCAGCUCUGCAGUGUGAUGGUACAAGCAUCGGGGGCAACGUCGUCCGGGUCAACUUGGCGCUGGACAAGACCAAGGAUGCCGAUGCAAAGGGGAAAGGUCAGAGCAAGGGCUGGGCUGGAGGUGGAGCCUGGGCAGACGAUGCUUCUCCAAACCAAGCUGCUGGCACUUCUGCUGGGCAUUCCACAAAAGGAAGGGGAAGAGGAAAGGGAGGAAAGGGAGGCAAGGGAACAGGCUCUGAGCAGAGCGGCAUUCUAGCCCUCCCGAACAGGCCCGAGGGCUCUCUUGGGCUCAUGGCUCGAGGGUUGUCCUACGAUGCUACAGAGAAGGAUCUGCAGCAGCUCUUCUCUCAGUGUGGCUCAGGGCCGACUCGUGUCAGGGUGCUCGUGGACAAGGAUGGCUGGUCCAAAGGCAAAGCAUUUCUCGAUUUUGCCGAUGAGGCAGCUGUUGAAAAGGCCAUGGAGUUCAAUGACCAGUUGCUUAAAGGCAGAAAACUUCGGCUGGAAUACACGCGUGCAGCGUCGUAG